GGUGAUUAAACACGGAAGAAUGCACAUGUUUCAACAAUAAGUAUAAUAAGUUUCAUGGUUGAAAAAACAUUCAUGUUAACACAUGACCGGCCGGCAUUUUAUUCCAGAUCACAUGUUGUGCUUCUCUCGAGAUUUUUCCAUGCGGAUAUAGGAUAUUUAGUCUAGUGAGUUCAGAUCUAUAACUAUGGAUCGGUACAAUAAAGGGAGUGCAUUGCCGCUCUAUCAGGCCGCUGCGCCGGUAAGAAAACCACCAAACUUUGGUUUAGGGCUUAGCUCUCAGUUCCAGAUAUCCGGGUACAUGAUGCUGGCUUCGCUCUGUUUUUGGAUAUUCAUGUUCUUCAUGGCCUUCAAGGGUUUCCAGUACGGAACAUUGUACAUGACUUUUGACGACGAGAGUCUAGAAACUGUCGGAUGCUGCAGUAAUUUCGGCGGAACAAUGCAAGAUAAUCUUAAUUUCAUGGAAACGUACGCGAAAGGCGAUGCAGGUCCGUAUUUGAUGAGACUAGGUCCAGAAACUUAUACCAGUGAGUUUAAAGGAACCCAGUCGCCCAAAGAACUUACAAAUAUCCCAACAGUUGUGACAGCAGUGUCCACGGCAGAUUUCUACCCUGUCCAGUCCUUAAUUCGUCAAUGGAAGGAAGUAAUCAAACCGGUGUUCAAAGAAGCCAAAUUCAUCAUAUACGACAUAGGACUGUACAGUAAAGAACUAGAGCUGAUUAAGGAACACUGUGGCUGCGAAGUACGAGAAUUUAGAACCAGUGCUUAUCCCAAACAUGUAGCCGACAUUUCUACUUUCGCAUAUAGACCUGUCAUCAUCCAGACAAUGAUCGAAGAAUUUGGCUCUGCCUUAUGGAUGAAUCCAGACAUGUUGUUCACCCAAGCGUCUGACCUUAAACAGUUGAUGUACAGAGGAACACGGGAUUUCUUCCUGUGGCAACCAAAGGAGUUUAUUGGAUCCAUCGCUUAUACCGACAUGAAAAUGUUUGAAUACUUAAAGGAAACGAGGUGCUGCUACACUGAGGCAGGGUUGAUUGACGUCUCUACUAUGGUUUUUUAUAGAACUAAUACUACCUGGUCUACCAUAAUGAAACCAUGGUUGAAGUGUGCCUUGAACAGUGCAUGCAUCGCCCCACCUAAAUCUAGGUACAGCGGCUGCUUUGAAAUGCGCAGUCCAAAGACAACUGGUUGUCAUAGAUAUGACCAAUCAGCUUUAAGUAUUAUCUUAGAUAGGGUAUACCAGUUUUCAUUUAAAUCUGAGAAAUUUGUUAUUCCUAGAAUAUCGAGACAACAGGACGAGUAUCUGGAAUAUUUUCCUGAGCAACCAUGGACAUAUACAGAAAUGUUUUUCAUUAGUGCGGUGCCUUUAACGUGUGUAGGGGGAUUAGUUUUCUUGUUUUGGAGACGAAAACGAAAUACUACAAAAUCUUCUUACAGGAAAAGAUAACAAAAUAAAAAAUUAGUUAAAGGUACAGGGUAUAUCUUAAAUUCUUAAGAAGUAAUGCUUGCUCAAUUGAAUAACUCAUCUAAUUUCAGUUUUGAAUAAGCAGAUGAAAUUAAACAUCCCUUACAUUGUGAUAUUCGAAGUUUUUAAGGAACCAUUUCCUUUUUUUUGCACAGAAUACGAUUUUAAGUGAUGAUAGAUCUAAUACAAUGUAUAAAUGCUAUAAUAAAUAGCUCAAAACCUCAGCUGUGAAGUGUGGCAAGGUUGAUUUUAAGCAUGCAUUUUGUACUUCUUUUGAAAUAAGUAAUUGAUCAGCUGUGAUGAUGGAACAUUUUGACAAGUAUGUUCGGAUUGUGUCAAAAAUUCGGAUGUUGAAUAGAAAGAAAAGUGACAGAGUUAAGGGACAAAAAAGGUGUCGAAAUUAAAUAUUUAUACAAGAAUAUGUUCAAGGAAAACAUUUAUCAAAAUUUAGUAUCUGCAUAAGAAUAUAAUUAUGUUGAAGCAGUCAAUUUAGAAGAGUGGAAAUUUAACAUUUGUACAAUAAUGUAUAUUUAAGGACAACUGAGGAGAGGGCAUUGAAUACCAGGACAGCAGAUCUGUCAAAAUUUGAUAGAUGCAAAAAAAAAGAUAUGCAGUUUACAUUUUAAGUUUAUAACAUGGUAUAAUCUGCAUAUUAAAGACAAAUAUCUAGUAAUUUCAUUUUAAACAUACUUUUACCUGGCACGAGACAUUAAAAUUUGUAAAUUUUGUUACAUCAGGGUGUUCACUUUGGCAAAAGCCUUAAAUUAUUUUGAUUGCAUUUUCAAAAUUUAGAGCACUGAAUUUUUUAUAAACACUUCUGAAAAUUCUCCACCUCUGAUAUAUGAUGAGAAUUUGGCACUUACUUGUGGAGAACAGGUCAGUACUGGUACAGAAUCUAAUUAAGUAAACUGAAAGCCGUUACAGAACUGAACUAGUGUUGAAAAACGGCAUGAAACCCAAAACAAAAAAGGUUCAAAACCACACAUAUUUACCUGCCAAGAGAGGCUGAGGGUAACUAUCAGGCAAUUUUUGGCUUGACUUAUUAAAUUCAAAGAAUAGUCUAGCUAUUCUACUCACCCUAGCAUCGGUGUUGCAUUACACCUUGGUUAAAGUUUUGCAUACAUAUGGCUAUCAUUUUAUGGCAUAUAGCUUUAAAACUUUAUCUUUUUCUAGGUCAAUUACCAACCUCAAUGGGUCAAGACCCAUAAAUCUGACAUGUAUUUUGGCUAAAUUAUGCCCCCUUUUGGACAUAUAAAAUUCUGGUUAAAGUUUUAAAUGCGAGUUACUAUCUCCAAAACUAAUGCAGAUAUUGAAUGGAAACUUCAUGUCUUCAGGGUUAUAAAACUAUGUGAUAGCACCAAGUCCCAUCACUCUGACAUGCAUUUUGGCCAAAUUAUGUCCUCUUCUGGACUUAGAACACCAAACUCUGACAUGCAUUUUGGCCAAGUUAUGUCCUCUUUUGGACUUAGAAAAUCCUGGUUAAAGUUUUGUGCGCAAGUACAUAUGACUAUCAUUUAAAGGCAUAUCUUUGAAACUUAUUUUUUCUUUUUCUAGGUCAAUUACCUACCUCAGUCAGUGGGUCAAGUCCCAUAACUGACAUUUAUUUUGGGGCAAAUUAGCCCCCUUUUGGACUUAGAAAAUUCUGGUUAAAGUUUUGCAUGCAAGUUGUUAUCUCUACAACAAAUGCAGAUAUUAAAUUGAAACUUCACAUGUGUCUUCGGGGUUAUAAAACUAGAUGAUUGCAUCAAAUCCAA
Mercenaria mercenaria is the source of this 3216-nucleotide messenger RNA. RefSeq lists its product as uncharacterized. Lineage: Eukaryota; Metazoa; Mollusca; Bivalvia; Venerida; Veneridae. The transcript has 4 exons. The record is from RefSeq and is a predicted model, not a curated record. The coding region runs from base 185 to 1444 and encodes 419 amino acids.